CCGGGCCGGUGGUUAUCCUUCCCUGCGCCGGGCACGCAUGAACCACCAAUGCAAUCCAAUCCAAGCGAAGCCUGCGAUGGGCGGCGCGACGCUCCUCCCGCUGCUGCUCGCGGCGGCGGCCAUUGCGGCCGAGGCCGAGGCCGGCGCGCUGGUGGGCGACAAGUGCGAGGCGUCGGGCUGCGGCGCGGGGAUGCGCUGCGCCAGCUGCUCCCCGCUGCCCGGCUCCGGACCUCCCGUCUGCUCGCGGACGACGCCUCUAGACCCCAAGCAACACCGCGGGACGGAGCUGCCGUUCAACCGCUACACAUGGCUGACCACGCACAACUCCUUCGCCAUCGUGGGCUCCGCCUCGCGCACCGGCGCACCCAUCAUCGCGCCGCCCAACCAGGAGGACUCCAUCACCUCCCAGCUCAAGAACGGCGUGAGGGGCCUGAUGCUGGACGCAUAUGACUUCCAGAACGAUGUGUGGCUGUGCCAUUCCUUCGCCGGGAAAUGCUACAACUUCGCUGCCUAUCAACGUGCAGUGGAUGUGCUAAAGGAGAUUGCGUUGUUCCUGGAGUCCAACCCGUCGGAAGUGAUAACGCUGUUCGUGGAGGACUACGCUGCUCGGGGUUCAGUCGGCAAGGUGCUGCGCGCGUCAGGGCUGAGCAAGUUCGUGUUCCCGCCGGCGAAGAUGCCCAAGGACGGCGGCGACUGGCCUCUGCUCAAGGACAUGAUCGCCGACAGCCAUCGGGUGCUCGUCUUCUCGUCCAAGCCGGGGAAGGACGGCGACGGCAUGGCCUACGAAUGGGACUACGUCCUCGAAACCCAGUACGGGAACGAUGGGCUGGUGGGCGGGUCGUGCCCGAAGCGGUCGGAGUCGCGGGCGAUGGACUCCACCAAGCAGUCGCUGAUCCUGAUGAACUUCUUCAGCACCAACCCCAGCCAGCUCUGGGCGUGCGGCAACAACUCCGCGCCCCUCGUCGCCAAGCUCAAGACCUGCUACGACUCCUCCGCCAACCGCUGGCCCAAUUACAUCGCCGUCGAUUUCUACAUGAGGAGCAGAGGCGGAGGAGCUCCGUUGGCGACGGACGUGGCGAACGGCCGUCUCCAGUGCGGCUGCGACAGCAUAGCAUACUGCAAGGCUGGCUCACCGUUCGGGCGCUGCGCCUUGCCACCAAAGACGGCUGCUACUUCACCGGCGGCGGCUCCACCGGAGACGGACACUAGUAUUAUUUCACCGGCGGCAGCACCACCAAAGACGAUGACUCCAAGUUCACCGAAGAAGGUUACUAUUGCAUUGGAGACAGCGGUGACCGUGAGGGCAGAGGAGGAGGCGUCGACGGGCACAUCCGCAGCAGACGGCACAGCGUCCUCUUCUUCCUCUAACCGCCUGUCCACAAGCUCUUUCCUCUCUGGAUCAUUUGUUCCAUCUCUUCUCCUCCUCAUUUCACUCUCUUAUAUUAAUUAACAUCGAUUGAUCGGGCCUAUGAUCGACGUUAAUAACUUCAUACGAAUAUCACGUCGAUGGACUGCAUGCAUAUGCAUAUCCUAUCCAGCUAUAUGUCCGGCCUCCUGCUAUGUGUGGCAUGUAUGUGUAUAUACUAUAUACCUAGGCUACUUAUUAACUAGUGUAAUGGGUGGUGUAGUAGAGUAAUUCUUGUACCAUAUGCAUGGGAGGAUGCAUGUUGUUAAUGACACAUGUUACUGUCUACGAGGGAAAAGAAAGGAAAGAGAGAAAAAAAAAUGACAUAUGUGGGGUCCACUAUACGACAUGUCAGCAAAACCGAGCAAAAAAAAAUAAGUCCUGAGAGAUCUUUUUUAAACGAUUUAUAUAAAUUUAGAUACACAUUUCUGAUUUUGAUGUUAAGAAAUCUAAGAUGUACUUGACAUUAAGUUGAGAGACUUCU
Molecule: messenger RNA, 1889 nt
Organism: Oryza brachyantha (malo sina)
Lineage: Eukaryota; Viridiplantae; Streptophyta; Magnoliopsida; Poales; Poaceae
Product: PI-PLC X domain-containing protein At5g67130-like
Exons: 7
Coding region: 38-1450 (470 amino acids)
Biological process (GO): lipid metabolic process
Molecular function (GO): phosphoric diester hydrolase activity
Source: RefSeq, a predicted model, not a curated record